UAAUAAACAUAAAUGAUAUCAAUAACAGCGAUUGAAAUAGAUAUAAUUAUGUUGCUAUCACUAUUACAAGAAACACUGACAUUAAUUGGAGGUCUUCUCAUCAUCUACCUUAUAUACAUCAUUUUUAUAAGAGGAAGAGAUAAAUUACCUAAUAAUGCAACACACAUGGCACAUACUGCAUUACGUAAACUUGUUGAUCGUACAGUCGAUGAGGUAUGCAAAUUAUCAAAUUCGCAAAAUUCCCCUUCUAAUAAUACCAACGAUGAUCAAGUGGAUGCAAAUGACGAACUUACAAUGUCACGAAGAAAUCACGAUGACCUUUUUAAGAUGAUUAUUGUCAAUAAGGUGAUGGAGAAAUCUAGAUUCGACCAAUUUAAUAAGAACAACAAUAUUUCCAAUUUUCAAUUAUUAAAUGCAUAA
Molecule: messenger RNA, 420 nt
Organism: Ceratosolen solmsi marchali
Lineage: Eukaryota; Metazoa; Arthropoda; Insecta; Hymenoptera; Agaonidae
Exons: 4
Coding region: 13-420 (135 amino acids)
Source: RefSeq, a predicted model, not a curated record